This is a messenger RNA of Schistosoma guineensis, 519 nucleotides long. NCBI's taxonomy places the organism in Eukaryota, Metazoa, Platyhelminthes, Trematoda, Strigeidida, Schistosomatidae. The record is from the annotation of a GenBank genome assembly.
AUGACUUCCAAUAAAUACUACGAUUCCGAUGAGAUUCCAGAGUUAUCACCCCAUCAUUUGGAAGUUUAUGACGAGGAUCAACCUGAAAAGAACGAACUUAAAAACAAUAGCAUGAUAGAACUAGAGUUAGCUAGGUUGCGCAUAACCCAGUUAGAAAAGGAAAUUGAACUAGAAAAGUUAAGCCUCCAGAAAUGUGAAGGUUCCGGCCAAUUAGUAAGCAACAGUGAGAAUACAAUAUUAAAAAAUCUGUAUUUGCCAAAAAGAGAAGUCUUGAGAUUCGAUGGUACACCGACAAAUUAUUGGAAUUUCAUUAGAAAUUUCGAAGAAUGCAUUGGGAGUGAGAAUAUUGGAUUUAGAGCCAAGCUAAAUUACUUGAUUCAAUAUGGUGACGGAGAAGCGAAAGCCGCUAUCCUUCAUUGUACUAUACUAAAACCAGAGAUAGGUUACCAUCAAGCCCUAAAGCUUUUAGAGGAAAUGGUUUGGCCAAAAACACGUCGUAGCACGCACGUUUAUCGAUAA